Messenger RNA from Funneliformis mosseae, 291 nucleotides. The record is from the annotation of a GenBank genome assembly. NCBI's taxonomy places the organism in Eukaryota, Fungi, Glomeromycota, Glomeromycetes, Glomerales, Glomeraceae.
AUGGUUGUUCAGUCUCAAGUCAAUGGGUCAACCGCAUUAACCGUAAUAAGAAUAUUAACUUCCACUUAUGGACUUUUAAAAACAUUUGGUAAUAAGCUAUCUGAGGAUGUUAAACCUUUAAAUAAACAGCGUUCAAAUCUUAAUUUAAAACAAUCAAGGAGCGAAAGUUGCGCAGAAUCGAAUUAUGCAAUCGAGAUACCGAAAAUACAAAUUUUACGUAAAAAUUCAACAAGGUUUCUCUUAAACAAAUUCUACCUUCGACGUCCAUUCUUCCAUUAUAAUAAGAAAUGA